Papaver somniferum (opium poppy) is the source of this 2070-nucleotide messenger RNA. RefSeq names its product protein FAF-like, chloroplastic. Bases 330 to 1865 code for a protein of 511 amino acids. The record is from RefSeq and is a predicted model, not a curated record. NCBI's taxonomy places the organism in Eukaryota, Viridiplantae, Streptophyta, Magnoliopsida, Ranunculales, Papaveraceae. The transcript has 2 exons.
AAACAUCACAAGUAACGAUAGGAAGGCUUUAUCUUUUCCUUUUAGUUCCUUGGUGGAGUGUGGGGGGAGUAGGUUCCAUGCCCCAUAUGCCUUUUCGUCCACUACAAAUACCCACUCCUCCCGUCCUUAAUCUAUCAAUCUUCAUCCAUCUCAGAAAAUUUCAGCACUUCAAACUCCAUAGAUUGAUUCAUCAUCACUUGAAAACUCAAAAAAUUUAAAGCUCAAUUCUUAAAUUGAGCUCUAAAUUUUAACUGUUGGAUGCUUGCUUGUAUUGUUCCUCCACUGUUUCGGAGUGAUACUUACUAUCUUAAAAAAAGUUUACAAUCAAGAUGGCAAGUGUAAACCAACAAGUACAAGGAUUUGGAUCAAUUCUUGGAUUCGAAUGUGAAAAAACAAAAUAUAACACUAGUAAUAAUUCAAUAAGAAGAACACUUUCAGCUGUUGACAUGUCUUCUAAAAAAUGGUUAAGUAGUACUCAGUCUGAGGUUUCACCGUUAAAAAAGAUUGCUUCAUCUGAUGAACUACAAAUUGCUGCUGAUCAAGAUAUUGUUGAAGAAAAAAAUGAUCUUUCUCAACAACAACAACAACCAGGACAGGUUGAUAUUUGGUGUUCAAUUCUUACUCAAAAACCAUCAUCUCUUCCACCUCCAUAUGUUCAUCCUCUUGUGAAACAAUCCAAGAGUUGUUUAUCUCUUAAAAGCCUUGAGAUCUGUACUGAAAACUUAGGUUCUGAAUCUGGCUCUGAUGGUUAUCCUCAUUCAGACAUUAGUCUUUCUGAUACUGAAGAAGAAGAAGAAGAAGAAGUAGCAAUUGAACAAGUAGUUGCAGUGGACGAGAGAUCGGAGGUAGUCAAAGUUGAUAGGUAUAAAGUAGAAGCUGUAAAUUACGUUAAGAAGUACUCAUCACCACCAUCAGCAGCUCGUAGAUUUUUCCCACCCCCACUUAAAUCACUCUCUAAUUUCCCACCCCCACUUAAAUCACUCUCUAAUUUCCCACCCCCACUUAAAUCACUCUCUAAACCCGGAGGCGGUGGCAUUCAAAUGAAAACUCAUCGUAAAGAUGGAAGAUUAAUUCUUGAAGCUGUCUCUGUUCCCACUUCUACAAACUGCUUUAAUGCUCAACGGCGAGGCGGUCGUCUUGUUCUAACUUUCGCUUCCCCUAUGGCAGAAUCCAAAUCAGAAUCUGAAGAUAUUUUCGAAACUGAUGAGGAAGUAGACCUCGAAUGUAGUCAUGAUAUUGAGACUGAAGAAGAAGAAAAAGAAAACAAAGGGGUUGUGUUGGAAAUGGCUCCAAAACUGCCAACUGGAGUGAUACAUGUUCACAGAUCAGCACUUAUGGUGAAUAAGUUUACAGGUCUGACAAACAACAGGAAUAACCUAACAUCUUGCUGGUCAUCAUCAACAACAAAACUACUACCACAAUCACUACCAAUAUUAGCUGCAGGGGCACCACGAUUAAUACCGAAACAACAAACCGUUGCGGCCGCUGCUGCAGCGGUAGAGCCUACUUUCAACAGAUACGAGUACUGUUGGCGAAAGGAAACUACAUCCUCAAUGGUACCAGUUAGUGGAAUUCAUCAUGUACUUAACCAACAACAAUCACUACCCAACACCAAAAAGACUUACAACCACCGCCACCACCACAAUAUUAAUAAUAAUCUCUUAACCAGUAAGAAUAAUUAUUACAUCAACAAUAAUAACAACAAUUCAAAAACCAUAAAAGGAGGCCAUGAUUAUAAGGAGGAGAAACAGAUUAAUGGUAAUGGAGAAAAAGUUGUUGAGCAUUUGAUAGUUCCAGCUUACUGCAAACCAGAGCCAAGGAGAACUUUAGUGUUUUGGGAACCUCGUUGCAUUGCUACAUCUUAAAUAAUUUAUCAAAAACAUUUUUACUACUAGUAUUAUUUAAUAUUUACAGAGAGCAUAUUGAUAUGAGAUAUGAUGCAAAAUUGCAGAGUAUAUCUACAUAUGGUAUUUUUUUUGUUUAUGUAAUAGUAAUAUUAAUAGAGCCUUCGGUGUUAAACAUAUUGUUACAUAUGGUCUUUGUGAAUGAGAUAUUUAAUUUUCAGCAAAA